This is a messenger RNA of Durusdinium trenchii, 5037 nucleotides long. The record is from the annotation of a GenBank genome assembly. NCBI's taxonomy places the organism in Eukaryota, Dinophyceae, Suessiales, Symbiodiniaceae.
AGCAAUGGCUCUAACUGCACUUGACGUGGGAGAUAGUCGCACGCCAUGUGGGGAUACACGCCUUUCAUUUUCGUAAACUUGUUCCUCAGUACUUCGUCGUCUUCAUGCCUACCAGAUGCUGUGCCGGAGACCCUCAGGAAAAACCUGAUACAUUCGACUGGGCAAUCUUAUCCAGUUGGCCUGUGGGUGAAUGGCUGGGAAGCGGCCUAUGCAACCUCUGCCCUUGUCCAAGUUCUGAUGGAGGAGAAGAUGGGCUACAAUGUGACUCAGAAUGGCCCAGGUCCAGGAACACCAGAUGCCUUUUAUGCCUUGGCCGGCUGUGCAGCACCUACUGAUGUGAAUGACCGACAAUGUGGUGAUGGGCCUGAAAUUACCUACAACCAUGUGAGUCUUGAAGGAUGGACCGAGCUGUACACAACUACUUGGAACGACAUUCAGCGCGACUACCCGGCGACGGCUCCGUUGAAUCUUGGAAAUAUGGGUUACUUUGGAAAGAGCUCCAUGUAUCUCUCCUCAGAGGUGCUCAGCAAUGCUUAUGAGGCGAAUGGUUUGUCUCUGGAAUUCUACCGUAGUUACAAUAUUUCUUGGCAUGAUCCUUCGAAGUUCUUCGACAAAAUCAGCGAUGUGAACACUUCAUUGCUCAAGCCUUGUGGGGAAACAAGACUGAUGGAGUCUCAGGCCAUGCAGUACUAUGCGGAGCUCACGGGUGAUGACGACGGGGUUGUGACGGUGAAUGGAGAAGUCCAUGGCCGCUGUUGGGAAGGACACUUCUGGCUUCCUCCCUUUUGCCGAAACAACUACUCCAAAUGCCUGCUGUACUUCACUGGAGGCGCCGGUUGGAGCAUCGAGAUGACGAUGCAGAAGGCCACCUGGUGGCAGAUGCCGAUCGCUGCGGCCGUGGCGCGCGACUGGGCCGCCUUCGUGGCGCUCCCCACCCAGGUGAUGAGCACGUUCUACUGGUGGGUGCCUGAUCCAACCUUCUUGAGGCUUCAGCCCAAGGAGAUCGCCUUCCCACCCUUCGAUCGUGGAGCGUACAAGCGGGGCGAUCUACGCACCGCCACGCAGGAUCAGUCCAUUGACAAAUACGUGAGUCAUGACUUGGCGGUUUUGGCGCCCGAUCUGCAGGACUUCGUUGGAGCCUUGGUGCUGGAUUUGAACAUGGUGAACGAGAUCAUGCUGGACAAGCUGGAUUCAGGGGAGGACUAUCAUGACGUGGCCUGUCGCUGGCUGAAGAACCAUGAGACGGCGUGGACUGCGUGGCUUCCCGAUUCCACGAAGUGCUUCCCCCAGUUUGGCCUUUACUUGGAGCGCGCCAAGACCUUUGUGGACAGUCGUCAGGAUCCAACGGGCUUGACGUGUCGGGCUUGUGAAUCUGGAUACUAUUCAGCGCCCCUGAAUGAUGACCAAGGGCUCACUUAUAUUUGUGUGCCUUGUCCACUGGGGCAUGCGCAGCCUUCGGGAGCUGCCUUGGCAUGCGCGCCGUGUAACUCGGGGGAGUACCAGGAUGAAGAAGCAAGCACUUCGUGCAAGCGUUGUGCAAUCAGCACUUAUCAAGACCAAAAAGGCCAAGUGAGUUGUUUGCAAUGCCCCACCACCACCAGUACUGUCGGGCUAGGAUCAGUGUCGUUCGAUGAUUGUCGAUGUGAAGAGAAUAGCAUCAACACUGCAUCCCGUGGGAGUCCCUCCUGUGUCGCAUGCGGAGAAGGAUUGAACUGUCCCUUUGCUUCUGAUUUGGAAAGCCUCAAGACAGGUGUCUCGGACUUGGGCCCUCAGUUCGUGCCUGCCAUCAAGGAGGGCUACUACUCUUCGGCAGACGCCGCCUUGGAGGUCUACAAAUGUGGAGUGAUCGACCAUUGCCCUGGUGGCCCACCGGGACAGUGCGCAGGAGGUCGAGAAGGGGCUCCCUGUGCCGAAUGUCCUUCUGGGAAGACCUGGUCCAAGCAGGAAUGUGUGGGCUGUGAUGCAGGGACCACUGCCUUGUGGUGGAUUGCAGUUGUUGGAGCUUUUCCAGUGUCUGCUGCGACUUACUACUUCAUGAAACCCAAGGGCUCACAGCUGACUGCAAGACAAACCGCGGCCGUGGCGUGUGGGAUGACCUUCAGUGGGCUUCAAGCAGUGGCGAUCCUUGGAAUGAUGACUGUGAAAUGGGCUGAAGCCUUUGGGGUUGCUUCAGGCUCUUUGCAGAUACUUGUUUUGGACGUCGAUGGGAUCUCCUUCUCGUGUAUUGCAGGCUCUAGCACAUGGGUUCGCUACGUUCUUAGCACCUUGGCCUUCCCCGUGCUAUGCAUUUGGCUUCGACUAUGCCUUUUUGCUUCUCAGUGGCUUCCCUGGGAGAUGCUGCGCUGGAAGAAGGUCAACAUGCAGAAUGUCCUGGGAAAUCUGUUGCAGAUGGCUUUUGGCACCAUGAGUGCCCUUGCGCUGCAACCUCUCAUGUGCUACACGCACCCCAAUGGCCUGCUCAGUCUCCUUCAGCAUCCCGGAGUCCUUUGCGGUUCGCCGGACCAUGGUGCCAUGACGGUGGCAGGCCUCGUGCUGCUGGUCGUCUUCGUGAUCGGCUUCUUGGUCUUGUGCAGCUAUGCCGCCUACAAGAUUCCAUACUGGAGCUGCAGGGGUUCCCGGAGUCUGGUUCAGUCCUUCUCAUUCUUGAUUGAUCGCUUUCGACUGGACCGCUAUUGGUACGGGGUUCCUUUGCUCGUCCGCGGACCGGCUCUUUCUUUGUGCGUGGUCUUUGCCACAGAUCAUCCACUUGCACAAUCAGCUCUUGCCGGGCUGAUUCUGUCCUUGUUUGUUCUGUUGCAGCGCAGAAUUGACCCUUUCAUAACUCGGGCUCAUCCCGUGAACCCACAUUCUGGCCGCGAGAAAGCUUCGUUGAAAGGACUUGCGCGAUCCUUUUUCCCUGGCAGCUGGCCUGCAACAUCGGUUGUUGAGUCGCCGACAGCUCACCACUCAAGUUGUGGCCAUAUGCCGUAUGGGGGGCAGGGGCGCGAGCGGCACGGCCAGCAUGGCUCGGUGCCUCGUCGCCAGGACCUUGGCGCGUCCAUGGAAGGCGCCGGCCUUGAACUUUCUGGAUCUUUGCUUCGGCCUCUUUCUGCAGCAGGUGGCCUCAGGGACAGCCAUCCAGGCAGGCUCGUCCAGUGAAGAUGUGGAAGCCUUUGCCCAAACCUUCUCUGUGCUCUUGAUGAGCUGUAUGGCUUUGGCAUUGUUUUUGGUGGGCACGGGCUUGUUCAUGGCGGUCAUCCAGCAGGUCAGGGGGGUUGAGACGAGCAUUUUCUUGACCUUGGGCUAUGGUGGACCCAUGGACUUGGCCAAACGAGUGCAAGAGGUGGCAAAGAAGCUCGAAGAGAUUGAUCAUGAAAGGCUCCAGCAGCGCUUUCAAACAUUGAACCCCUAUGACGCUCAUCACAUUCAUAGAUUUGUCAGCCUGAUGGCUCUGGAGGUGGUCUUCACUUCCACUCAAAGCACUGACCUCUCGUCCCGUGUGGCCUCUCGCUCCUUCAGCCGCCUCUCCCAGGCUCCGGGGAACCUCGGCCCGGUGCCCGCGCUUGGCGAGGUCUCCGGCGAGGAGGAUGACGCAGCGGUGGCUUCAGCAGGGAUGCCGGAAGAUGAGUCGAAGCUGAGCGAGGAGGAACCUGAAGACCCUCCUACCCCCAUGGAGAACGUGAAAAUUGAACUCUGAGAUGAUGGAACUCUGCGAAAAGCGUCAGGAUUUGUCUAAGCCUGGCUUAGACUAAGCCCAGAGCCACCGCUCGAAAUGGGCAACUUUGAUAAUGUUUUCCCACUCACAGGUGCGCGGAAUUGUCCUGAUCAAAGAUCUUUACGCCUGGGUGCCUGACCUGAAUUGACUCAAUGAGCCAAUUUUUCCGACAUGGCGGGCGCCUACAGCGCAAGUCUCUGCAGGCUUGAUGUCUCAGACAUCCGUUUCCCCCCACUGUAUUCUUCAACGCAUUGUGGCAUUGUGGUCCACAGAGCUGGACCCACCUUUAUUUGUCGUCGUCGGCUCAUGAGGUCAAAACAGAGGUACCGCUCCCCUCAAAAGACCAUCGUCAUUUAGCAUUUAGCAGUCAAUUUGAUCUCGUUUGGCCCGUCUGGCAGAUUGAGACUCUUUACUGCCAGGAGUGCAUAGAUAUGCCGUAUCAUCCCUUCACGACGUCCGUUCUCAGCGCACCUUGGUGCUGGUGGACCGAAGUCAAGACCAUUUUAUGGCCCCAAAAAAAUCGCACGGGCUGCGACCUUGCUGGUGCGCACACAUGUGGGCUUGGGAGAGACACCGAAAGCUGAAAUCGAUGAACGUCAAGCGCAGCCGCGGUCAUGACUCACGUGCAUGACCUGGCCUAGCUCACGUUUUGAGAGAGGAUCAAGAUUCGCAUCGUUCUGCUUCUCAAUGAUUACAUCCCAGGGCACAAACAAUGUAGCCGGGUGGUUGACUUUGGUGUUGCAUGAUGUAUGAUGCUGUAUGUUUCUUCUGGGUUAUGCUUUUCGUGGUUGGUGGAACUGCUUUGCUUUGCCAGUUGUUUGACAAAUUCAAAAAACCACUGCAUUUGUAAGAGUUAUGAUGUAAUGUUUUUCUUUGUGCUUGUCACACUGCAUGUUCUAUGUGCAAUGGAGACUCUCGUUGGCUUGCAGCUUGGUGAGUUUUGGUGCCUGAGAUGGGGCCAGUAUCUCAUUUCUCGAAUAUUUGCAUGUUAAGCUUGCCAUCCUCCUCGCGUGUGAGGCGCAGUGUAGCUGCGUAGCUCAUCAGUGACUGAGCGCAGGUGAGCCAAUCUUUCUUUGCUUAACUGAGCAGGCUCAAAAAUUGGGCUAGUUCGACAACUUCCUCCUAAUCCUAAGGGUUGACUGGCUGCCGGCCACAGUUUCUAUUCUUUGACAGUUGCGUCUUUCAAGAGAGCAAAUGUUCGUUUCUGCUUUAGUUAUGUAAGUGCAUGUUUGGCGAAGCUUUGAGUUCAUGGCUGAUUGAUCCUAUUGCUUGGCCCAAGUUCUUUUUAAUUGGAACACCGGGGAAAGCUGAAACAGGCUAGUCAUGAGCCGAGUUGGUGCUGC